Molecule: messenger RNA, 29322 nt
Organism: Pelobates cultripes (western spadefoot toad)
Lineage: Eukaryota; Metazoa; Chordata; Amphibia; Anura; Pelobatidae
Source: the annotation of a GenBank genome assembly
CUCAACUACACUCCCCCUUAAUGCCCUGUUCAGUCGCGGUACAAUGACGUCGGGCUUGCGUAGAGCAAUUUAAAUAACAAGUGUCCCACACACAUUUCUGUCUGUUAUUAUCCUUUCCAGCCCAGCUCUCCUUAUCCGCUCAGACAGCCAUGGCCCUUGCUGGACCCCUGAAAGUGUGCAUCGUGGGCUCGGGAAACUGGUAGGCUGAGCUGAGAACUGCUAUAGAUACAAUGACAUUAGAAAGGACAAUGGCAGCAUCAAUUAAUGCUGUGAUUUAAAUGCUAAUGCCCUCUCUGUACAGGCAUUUAUUUAACCAUUUGUGUCCCGGAGCUUUCCUGGGCCAUGUGGUGUGUUAAUAUUUAGAAUGUAUGGUUUGAUAGUUUAGAAUCCUGCGCUGCCCUUGAUUCCCCUGAUACAAUGUUUCAGGAUAAAGUGUCAAAAUUCUAUUUAAAUGCAUGGCUCUUAACCUACUCUUUGCCAAAGUUGCCUUAAACCAUUUGCAACUGUAUUUGCAUUUAUAACAAGAAAUUAAAAAACAAACAAAAAAAAAACCCCUUUCCUUCGCAUUCGUAUGAUUUGAUAUAAUGCAUUGAGGUUAUGAUUGCAAUAAAAUGAAUUUGGCCAUAUUAUAAAAAUCUUAAUAACCCCCUUUAGAUCUGAAUUCGACUUUUUUUCCUUCUCCACAUGCAGCAUAUUACAAAAUACUUCUUUUUAAUCUUGUGUAAAUUUUAUGGGUAAUUUCAAAUUACAAUCUUGCCAAACUGCUCUAAAUUAUGAAAGUACCUGUUUAUUUCACCAUGGAUAUGUUUUGGUUCCAGGAAAAAAAAUAGCCGUGUCCUGAAAAUAUUAUCCUGUGACUGCCAUGAUAUAUUAUAUGUUUGUUUAGGAAUUCAAGUGUGUUUCAAAUUUUAGGCUAAAGUAGCAAAAAUUAUAAUUAUAGCCAACUUGGGGAAGUUUUCCAAUUUGACCCUAAGUGAUUCUACUUAAUUGUUUAUGGGAUGUGGUAUUUAAAAAAAAUAAAUAAUAAUAAUAAUAAUAAAAAAAUUGAAAGCUCAUACUUUAGUGAAUAAAGUUGAAAUUAUUUUACUGGCUGCAUAUGUAACAGCUUUUAUAAAGUUCACAGUUCUGAAGGGAUUAUAAUGGAUGUAUAAUUUGUGGUAGCAAUGUUAAUAAGAAACAUGGCUCCAUGGAAAAUCUUUUGUAAGUUUCCUAUAUUUCUGAUUGCUUUAUAAUGUACGUGACUCCACGGUUUCUUGCAGAAUUCUAUCUUUGCCUUGUGUAUGAAGUCCAUUUUAACCUCUUAUGGACACAACUUCUGGAAUAAAAGGGAAUCAUGACGGAAUAUAUCAGUCAUGUGUCCUUAAGGGGUUAAAGCAUAUUUAACAGUGACUUGAUGCCUCUUUUUGUAAUAUAUUUGACAGUAUACAAUUGUAAUCUAUAUGCCAAACUGAUGGAACAUGUAAGGAUAUCUCCUGCAUAAUAGAAAAGGACUACCAAUAUAGGGUUGAGAGCAAUUGUUGAAGCAGAGCUCCCAGGUGACACAGUAUCAGACCACUCUGGUAGCCCCCCACACAUUGGGCAUCAUGGAAUAUUUGAGGUGAAGUAGCUGCAUGGGUACUGUGCUAUGUGUUUAGAAACAGUAUAUCAGAUAUUUCCCUGGUGAGUAGAAAGUGCUUGACUUGACAUUUUAAAAUGAACAUUCCAUGUAUAUGAAGUAAUUCAGAUUGAGUUUCUAGUCUGUCAUAAUUUUGACAGUUUAUCAAAAUGACAUCCCCGUCUCCCCAAUAGAAAUGGGCACUUUUGAGGCAAAACCACCUUCAUUACUGUCAAUCUUUCUUCCGCUUCCAUUAGUUGAGCUCCUUCCACUUUCUCAAUGGGCUCAUUUUGAAAGCAAAGGAGAGCAGGGAAUCAACUAUAAUUGGAGUAUUCUCCAGCGCAGACUGAAAUUUCAGGUCUGCAGCUUUUGCAAACUUUUGUGGGUUUUUUUUGUGUUUAAUUUUUUUUUUUUGUGUUUUAUUUUUAUUUUUAUUUUUUUGUCACACCCCACCUCCCCACAUUUACUUUGAAGAAAGCAGAGACAAAAAAUACAUGCAUGCUUACUUUGGGAGUAUAUCUACUAAGUUUAAAAAAAAUCAAGUGUUCCUUUUUUUUUUUUUUAGCAAAGUCCUGAUUGUGCUAUCCUCUAUAUACAAUAUAUAUUAACAAUUGUGUUAAAUACAGAACACUUCCAAAAUACUUUUGGUAUACCUUGUUGCUAUAGCUUCAGCACAUAGUGAAAUAUUUCAGGAAGAAAUGUACUCAAAAUUUUGUUACGUAGAGUAACUUCAAGCAGGCCUCAACAUAAUAUCAGCAUUUCAGUUGUCUUGGUAAGAGCCUCGCUUGAACGUGUUUGAUGUCUGUUCGAAGUUAAUAAAGGAGAAGUUAUUCUUUGUAACAGAUCCUCAGUGUACUUUUCAAAAAAUGAAUAUAAAUGUGUGGAAGUGCAUACAAGGAUUGGCAAAAGUAGUGUUUUUUUGUUUUGUUUUUUUUAAAUUAAUUUUAUGCCAUUUCACACAGAAUACACAGCUUAUAUAAAGCUAUCAAAUAUAUAUCUCAGUGUGUGUGUAUGUAACAUGUAUAAAAGACCUAACAUUUUAAGUCCUCUGCUACUAGCCAGGCCAUAGCAUACACACCAGUAGCAGCAGCAGGCAGUUUAAAAAGUUGGUGGCGCCAGUUAAAAGAUGCUGCCAAGUGUUUGUUAGCCCGUAUUAUCAAGCUCUUUGCUGGUUGGGCCUAUUUAGUAGUGCGGUACACUGGCAACUACUCCAUAAGAACUUGUUAAAAUGCAAGAGAGACAAAAUUCUGGUCCCCGGUUGACAUUUCUGGAUCCCCUUGGCACCUGGGAUUUGUCAUCCCUGGUUUGUAUACAUAUGUGUGUGUGCUAUUUUAUUUCGGAAACUUUUUUUAGGCCGGUGGCUUAAAAAAAACCCACAAAAAACAUUUAAAUGUAUUUAUUAUAAUAUAAUAAUGAUCGCUAUCCAUUAACAUUGGCAAGAAUGUCUGCCUGAAAAAAAAUUGGAAUGCUCUUGCUUAUCUUUCAGUUGUAUUGCCACUAUGAUCUAAUUUACUUUGUUCAAAUACAAACUCCAUGUCCUUCAGUUUAUUUUCUACACUAGUAACAAUGAACAGUUUGCUUAGAAUAGAAGAAAUACGAUGAAAUGGCAUUUCUAAGAAAUUCUCAUCCAUGUAACAAAAUGUUAGUUAAUUUCUUUUCACGGUAGUUUCAAAAGCAUAUUGUGCUUUUAUUUUAGUUUAAAUUUUUUUUUUUUUUUUUAAGGAAAACUACAGUGCCAAGAAAACAACAGUUUAGAUACCUCUUCUGUCACUUGUCCAAUGUUGGUUCAGGCACUGCCCCCUCUCCUUGUAUAAUGCUUUCCUAUGGGGUUUUGGGUGGCGCUGUAUGUCAUUAUACAUAGCUUGAGGAAGUCCCAGCACAUGAGUUAGACGACCAAAAGUCGCCUAACCACCUGGAAGUCCCUCUAGUGCAGGGGUAGGCAACCUACGUCACUCGAGGUGCCUCUGCACGGCACUCAAGGCUGCUAGAGCCAAACAGGCUCUGGCCUAUCAGGAGUCCCAGUAUCUGCUAAUACGAAGAGGUGAUGAAGGACAAUCCUCAAUUUAUGCAUUGAAGCACAUAGAGGAAGUGAUCUCAGAGCACUUCAUUCCAGCACUUGUGAAUGGGACUCCACACAGUAGUAGAGCAGCCCGCAGUUGUUGUUGCAGCUCCUGUCCUUGACCUGUACCUGGCCGGCCUGUUCCCCACUGGAACCCAGGGCAGCCACCCACACUGCUAGAUACACAGAAAUGUAGAAAGACCCUUCCCUCAUACAAAUAAUACAGACAGCCCACACACAAACAUGCACAAACAUACACACAAUCUGCACAAACGCAACACCACUAACAAUCCACAUACAUGCACACAACCCCACAUGCAGCCUCUCACAUGCUAUACCCCAAACAGCCCCCACACAUACACACACUACCAAACACACAAUGUGACAUAUCCAUCCACACACACACAAUUCCACAAGAUGCCCCCAUAUACAACCCACAUUCAUAUGUAUCAUAAACGAUACCACAAUCUACUCAUGAACAUAUACAAUAUAAUAGCUCAUAUACGCACAAAUACAAUGAUACAAAGCAAUUACAGUAUAAAUAACACAAGCAGAAUACGGCAGCACACACACCUCAAUUUAAAAAAAAAAUUAAAAAAAUAGGGCCGGCACGCUACGGGACAUCACAAUCCUAUAUCGGCACAGUGCUGCUAAAAGGUUGCCUACCCCUGCUCUAGUGGCUCUCUGGUAAACACUGCACUCAGCCACUAGAGGUGAAGUUAGCCCUCCAAGGCAAUUAUGGCAUUUUAUCAAAAACUGCAAUAAUUGCCAUUGCAAGGUUAAGGGACCUGGGACACUGCCAGAGACCACUUCACAGAGCUGAAGUGGUCUGGGUGCCUAUAGUGUCCCUUUUAGUGUGUUGAAUAUACUGCAACAUGACAUUUGCUGAUAUAGCCUUUCGUCAUAAAAUAAAGGAUAAUUCACAAAAAAUUGAAUUGUAACAAAAUCUGUUAAAGUUUAUGACAAAAUGUCUGAUCAGGAAAAAGAAUCUUCAACUACUCAAUAGCCACAGUUUAGCUAUUCCAACCUAAAUUUUGUAAUUUGUUUGAUACAAUUUGUAUUUUAGUGAAUAUUCCCCAUAGUAUUAUAGGAUUGGGGGUGGAGAGUAAAAUUCUUGACAUUAUUUCAAAGGAAGGUAGAAAACUAAAUGUUGAGGAAUUACUAGUGGUAGUGAUGUAUUUCCAUUGAUACUUUUGUACCAAUUUCUAACUUACUACCAGCAAUCUCAGCCAGUCUGUCCUGCCCAUGUUGGACAAAAUUGCCACUGGAAAUGUUUGUGUUUGUUCCGCAUUAUUAAUACAGCCAAGAUGGGAACAAUCCCUGUGUGUUGGUUAAAGCGUCAGUUUAUACCAAAAUAUUCCUAAACGGUUUCAUAUGAAACCAAAGUAUGGCACCAGGAACUCCAAGAAGAAUCACCACUACAGUGAAAUCUAGUUUUUCUGUUGCCUACAGGCUUAAGACUCCAAUGGAAGUCUUAAUACAGCACUGUAUUACCUGCUCACCACAGCAAACGUGUGUGUGCUUGGAACCCCUACAUUAAUUUUUUUUUUUUUUUUUUAAUAUAUUUUUUUUUAAUGUAGAUAAAAUAAGUCGGUGCUCUUUCUUCCCCUCCCCCCACCCUGAUAGACAUCUAAAUUCUAAUGUUAAAUUUGUUUUUUUACACACAUAGGGGAUCUGCUGUAGCCAAGAUUAUUGGAAAUAAUGUUAGAAAUCUACAGAAAUUUGCACCCACUGUCAACAUGUGGGUGUUUGAAGAAAUGGUCAAUGGAAGGAAGCUUACUGAAAUCAUCAAUACGGACCAUGAAAAUGUGAAAUACCUCCCUGGAUACAAGCUGCCAGAGAAUGUGGUAAGAACCCCCAAGCUUCCAUUUCCAGGGACUUGACUUUACAUUGUGCCAGCCGAUUAACCCAUAAAUGUGCUUAGGUUUUAGAUCAGUGCUAAAAUGAAUAGCAUAUGUGUCAUGAAAAAGCAUAAAGUUGGUUACGAUAUUCAAGCACACAAUACUCUUAAGGAGUAAUUAAACGCUUCAAACUGUUUUUUUUUUUUUGUUUUUUUUUGCCUCUUUUGGAUCAACAUCAAAAACAGAUGCACAUGAACUUGAUGGAAGCACAUCUCAUUUUAGCCUAUAUAACUAUGUACAUAAGAGCAUGAGCAAAGCGCUGCACAUUUAUUUAUUUAGGGAUACAAACUGCAUGUGUAAUUGCAAGGAAAAAUUGUCACAUGAAAAUGAGAGUACAACGCACACUCCAAUAUAAGCUGCUAGCAUAGAGGGGAACACCUGUAGAUUACAACGACUUACCAGAUCCAUAUUGAAAUCUAGAUAAAUGCCAUAAGUUAAAUGCAGUCCAGGACGUGAUCAACCAACCCCCAGUCUAGGUGCAUCUAUCAAUCUACUGAGCCCCCCCUCAACAAUCCGAGAGCAGCCAAGACCGUAUUCAAGCAUCACCUGUUGUCUGCUAACCUGGUUGGUCCAAUUUAGACCGCACAAAGCUGUCUUCAGGAUAGUACUUUUGAAUUUGUGUGUGUCAAUAAUAUUGAUGCUCCCACUAGGACCCUAGAGAUGAGGUACAUAGCAGGGCCUAAUGUUCAAAUCAGGAACAAAAGUCAGUGACCUUGCCGGGAAGCCUUUAGAAUUGAGAUUUGAGUUGGAGUCCAGUCAUUAUAUGUGGUGGCUCUACUGUUAAUCCUUGACCAGAAAUGAUCAUAAGAUGCAGAGGUAUUGUCUCUGAAAGGGUAAACUACCCCAUGGUCUUCCACUGUCAAUAAUACAGACUUGCUUAUUUUAUUUUGUUUUUCAUUUUAUUCCAAUAAACUGCAUGACAGAACACAAUUUUAAAUUUUAAAAGCCAAAGUGUUUUGCAAGCAUAAUGUAUAGAUAAAACAUUUGCCUUUUGUGUAAUGAUACGUUUUCCAUUAUAGUGCCUCUUUAAACAUGCCUUGAAUUGUAACAACAUGUGCACAUUAAACUGAAUGCACGCCUCUCUUGUGGAAGUAAAUUGUAAUAUUAACAUUUACAAAUCCUUUUAAAAAGCUACUCUACAAGUUUACUACGUGCUCACUGGAAGUCAGAGGCGUGGCGCUUCAGGAAAUGUUUGGUAUUCUUCACCAGAACUGAAAGGGUAUAUUAGCUAGAUCAUUUUCCCCACCCCCCCAAUGUACUUUAAUUUGUCUAAAUUCCUGAGAUGGCUCAAAACUGGUUCUUUAAUGGACACUUUGAGCUCUGUAACCAUACAGAUUAUUGUUGUGAUUAUUGCAUGGAAACUGCUGAUCUCUUCCUCUAGGUUUUGUCACAAUGUUGCUCAAGCAGUUUUCCAGAAACUGGAAGUUCCCUUGGCACCCAAAGCCACAUCAAAUCACUGUUAACCCUUUUUGUUGAGGUUAAAUUGAGGUAGGCUCUUUGAAUAUGAAACCGUUUUACAAAAAUUAGAAGGAUUGCACUGGUAUCCUUCUAGUGCCUUUUUACGUUGUAGCGGCUACAAUGCUUACAAAGCCCUUCUAAGUUCAACAAUCAAAACCUGCUCUAUUAUAUUUCUGUUUGCCAAACAAAAAGAUUUCAUUUUAUUUUUAUUUCUCCUUCAUUUCCUUUACUCAAAUGUGCUGGAAAUGAACAAACUAGGGAGAAAUUAGAAUCUCAUGUUCGGUAUGUGAUAAUGGCUGAAGAUCCAUUAAUGAUAACAAUUCCACAAUACCGUUGGUUUGCAAUAUCACUUUUACGGUUAUUGGGUUAGUGAAAAUGGGCUUUAUAACUGAUGUCAAAUACUCAAAGUUUCUACAACCACAGUCCUACCAAAAUGCUAUUAUUGUAUUAGUAUUAAUAAUUCAGAAGUGUUGGCACAUGAGCAGAAAGAACACCAAUCCUGAUUUGACAUGUGUAAUCAAUGUUAACUAAUAGACUUGUGUACAAAUGUGUUUUCAGCUGAUCUGAACAAAUCAAAAAUUCCUUUUAAACUACACCUGAACCAAUCGAUCCUUCGAGGCUUUACCUGUGUAGUCUUACGCUUUUUUAUUUUCCUUUUUUUAUUAUUCUUUUUUUUAAUUUUUUCCUUCUCUUUCUUUAGCUCCUGGCUCUUCAUCUGCCGGAGGCCACAACGUAUUUAACUAAAUAAAACCCAACUCUUUGUAAAUAUUGCAUCUCUUAUACAUGUAUGCAAUGUCUGAGUUUAUACCAGUAGCAUGACUUCAAAUCAUGUGGCUUGUAUCCAUGUGAUCGCAUGCCAAACAAAACUUUACAGGGCUUGUUCACUAAACCAGAAUCGUGGAGAAUUGUCAAGCCAAAAAAAUAAAUCUUAUUACCUUGUCAAAUCUCCACAUUUCCUAUUUUACAAAUAUAUUCCGCAUGUGUUUGCUGGAGUUUUGAGUAUGUAAACUAACACCAUGUUUAAAGUGCAGGGGAGCGUUUUCCAGUGAGAACUAAUCCAUUAAGACUAUAUUUUAUGAAAUCUCUUGCAAAAGUUGUAUUAUGUCUUAAAGCUUAUUUAAGUGCCAGCAGCACCCUGGCUAUUUUAAUGACUUUUCUCUGUACUCCUGUUGUUCAGACAUCAGACCUUGAAAAUUGUUUUAACACCUUUUUAACACGCUGCCAUAUGUCACUUGAUUUCCAGGUUGCCGUUCCGAGUCUCACUGAUGCGGUGAAAGAUGCUGACCUUCUAGUAUUCGUCAUUCCUCACCAGUUUAUAAAUAAAAUCUGCCAGGAGAUAGCCGGGAAGGUGCACAAGGAAGCUCUUGGGAUAACACUAAUAAAGGUGCGAGUAAUCCUUCAUUUCACACUGGAUAAAAUUAAUUUGCUGUGACAGAGAAGAUCUUCAUAAUGUGUCUUGCGCAACUUCUAUUUUGAGAUGGGUAGGAUAUUUAAUAAAGUAUUGCAAAAUGGUAUGAUGAUUAAAACUUUUUUAUUUUAUUUAUUUAUUUUGCACCCGCCUUAACUCAGGAUUACGUUUUGUAAAAGUAUGAGGCUUGUGCAAAUAUUUCUCAUCUGUUCAUUGUCCAAAACAAUAAAUACAUUCCUGGCAAUCGUUGUUGAGUGAAUAACUUUCGAAUAUUCAGUCAUAUCAUUCAUUUUAUGACAGAAAUGAAUCCAUAAAUAGCUUAACUUUGUUCGUAAUAUUCAGAAUUGAUUAGCUCAACAAUUGCCAAGAAUUUUUAUUUUUAUUUGGACGAUAAACAAAUAUUUGCACAAGUCUAAUGUGGGUGUGUGUAUAUAUUAAUAUAUAUAGGCAGGCUGACGGAACUCUAGUUCAGCAGACCAUGCCUAGUAUAGGCCCACUGUUCUGGCUCUCCCCCCAAUACUACUCCUCGGCAGUGAUGGGAGGAAGUGAUAUCACAUCUUUUCACUAACUCCCAGUAAUCUAAGAAUGCAGCGCAGACGGCAUUAAAGGACCACUCUAGGCACCCAGACCACUUCAGCUUAAUGAAGUGGUCUGGGUGCCUGGUCCAGCUAGGGUUAACCCAUUUUUAAAUAAACAUAGCAGUUUCUCUGAAACUGCUAUGGUUACUAAUGGGUUAAGCCUUCCCCCUAUUCCCUCUAGUGGCUGUCUCAUUGACAGCCACUAGAGGCGCUUGCGUGCUUCUCACUGUGAUUUUCACAGUGAGAGCACGCCAGCGUCCAUAGGAAAGCAUUGCAUGCGCAUUCAGCCGGCGGGGCGUAACGGAGGAGGAGAGGAGGCAGAGAGCUCUCCGCCCAGCGCUGGAAAAAGGUAAUUUUAAACCCCUUUCCCCCUUCCAGAGCCGGGCGGGAGGGGGUCCCUGAGGGUUCGGGCACCCUCAGGGCACUAUAGUGCCAGGAAAACGAGUAUGUUUUCCUGGCACUAUAGUGGUCCUUUAACUGAACACACAGCAUUGAGCGAUCUCCUCUGGACUGCAUUAACCCACCUUCCUGCGGUGAUAUAGUAAGCCAUGAGGAGGGCGGCUAAAGAUGGCAUGCACAUAAAUAUUAUUUAUAAUUAAUGUUUUAUUUAUUUUUGUGUGGGUAUCUGCACAAGUCUUUAAGUGUGUGUUUUAAUCUGUGUAAGUGGUGAAUCUGUGGGUCUGGCCCUUACAAAGAAAAGAGCGAGGGAUGCAGAUAGUCCGAGAAACAGUGACAAACGUUUUUGUGUAAUCAGAAAUGCAAAGAAUUCAUUAUUUAUUAUACACACACAGUAUACUGCUCUCUGCCUGCCAGGAGCAGAACCAGCUCCCAUGGCCUUCCAGGGGCCACAGGACACCUAGGGGUGUGAGCCUGUGAAAUGAAACCUGUUUGUGUAUGAACGGUAUACAUGGAUAAUGUCUGCUCGUGAUGAUAUGUGGCACGGCAUGCAGAGAUUGGGUAUUUUAUAGUGCAGCUAUUGAAUGGACAGAUGACCGGGUGAAUAUUUGGUAGCCCUGCUACUUCAUAGGAGAAGGGCAGUGUAACCUUUAUCAAGAAAUGCUCUGAAAGCAAUUCACAACGGCGUCUAAGCAACCUUGGCAGGUGAAGAGCCACCGGUGAAUAUGCAUAACAUUCUUCUACAGCCCAUGGACAUCUUAGGACGACUUUCCAAGAAUCCGGGGUGGGUGUGGAAAGCACAAGCCAGAAGAAGCAGGAUCGUGGGGAGUGGGGGUAUUUUUACGUGCUUUUUCUAGAUGCUGAAUGAGACCACUAGAGGUUUUGAACGAGACAGUUGUCUCAAAGUGUUGCAUGUUCCUUUAAUAAUGUCAUACAUUAUUCUAUGCAAUGAAAGGUUUUUAUAUUGACAGUGUAUUGUAGUAUGUGAGUGUGUAUUUAGAAAGUGUUUUACCAGGAUGAAAACAUUGAGAUUUCUCUCAUCCUGUGAUACACAAGCAAUGCAGUUUUGUUAUACAUUUAACAUUUUGCAAACCCUAUAUAAUAGUAUCAGUUGUUAGUUUUUGAUCGAAAUAUAUGUUGAGACAUAAAGCUCUCUAUGUUGAAGCUCAUGAAAGAUUUAAUGUUUUCUGGAAAGUUAUUCCCCGGUAUCUGACCUCUUUAUUAGAAGGCUGCACAACUGAUUAUCAUAACCAAGAAUAGGGCAUAUAGUAUUGCAAGGGGAUCUUGGGUUACAGGGGCUGUAGAGAGCAGGGCUGAGCAGAUUUUCUUGGUGUGGGAGUUUACCAGAAUACGAUGUAUUCUUGACUCAAAUGUUGGCUCUUCUAAAUUAUGUAUGUUUUUUGCUCAUUAUCAGCUACUCUAUGUAGUGCUCAUAGACACACAGAAAAAGUUAGGUAUUAUUAUUUUGCUGAAAUGAAGUCACCGAGUUGCUUAUAGCUUAGACAAGCAAAGUAUAGGUGAUACAUUUAGAGCUAUGUGUUCUGCUCAUAUCAGAUCUGUGAUAGGAGUAUCUUCCAAUAACUGCUUACUUUUCUGCAAAUUUUUAAAUAAUACAAGAAAUCCUCUUAUCACCCUUUCCCCCAAAACUCCCAUGUACACCCCCCCCCCCCACACACACACACACACACACACACACCAUCCCUUACACAAAAUGUAUCCAACACAAAUGCACACAAUGCAUCCCUUGCGCACACUACAUCCCCUUACGCAUUACAUCAUCUAUACAAACACACAAAACAUCCCCUACACAAGUACACUCAGCCUUGUGGGUGGAAUCCUAAAUCAUAAGGGCCCCCAUAAGUUCUGUUAGCAUCCCUGCUGACACACUACCUAAAUGUAAUAAUAUAAACAUACAUGUUAAUGUCUAGUCAAUUUUUUUUUCCCACUAUACUUAUUUUCAGUGUGUAUAUGUGUGUGUGUGUGUGUGUGUGUGUGUGUGUAUAUGUAUAUAUAUGUGUGUAUAUAUAUAUAUAUAUAUAUAUAUAUAUAUAUAUAUAUAUAUAUAUAUAUAUAUAUAUAUAUAUAUAUAUAUAUAUAUAUUUAUUUAUUUAUUUAUUAUACCGGCACUCCAAGGAUUUUCAAUACGACAUCUUUAUUCUGAGAAAUACAUCAACGUUUCAGCUCCCCUAAGGAGCUUUCAUCAGGAGUGUCCUGAUGAAAGCUCCUUAGGGGAGCUGUAACGUUGAUGUAUUUCUCAGAAUAAAGAAGAUGUCGUAUUGAAAAUCCUUGGAGUGCCGGUAUGUUUUUUUCAUUUUAUAUUAUUGAGCAACCAGAGCACCGGGUAUUUAAAAAAAAUGUUUUGGUUGGAGUGCUCUCACUACUGCAUGGGAUUCUGGGUAGGCAUAUGCAAAUGAGCUCAACAAAGAACCACUUUUUUGCCUCAUAAUUCCACUUUAUAUAUGGAUUCCUUGGAGUAUGUGUCUGCUGUAUACAACAGCUCUGAAACACAACUCCGGAAGAGGAGCAAAGGCAGUGAACCACUCAUGGACAGCUGUUUUGUUAAUGCAACUCGUGUGUGUGUGUGUGUGUAUAUAUAUAUAUAUAUAUAUAUAUAUAUAUAGACAUUAUGCAGCUGGAUAUUUUUUUUCUAAUCUCUGCUGUUUUAAUGUAUUUAUUGUGUCUUCUGUUUAUUUUAUCGUUCUGGUUGUUCUCCACCACUCUGUACCUUUCACUCCCAGGCCUAUCUUCUGUGAUUUAUGACCCUACAUUCAACCUUUUCCCAUCUCUAACAGCAUCAGUGGUGUUAAGUGUUAAACUCCUUUCCUAUUGAUCAGUAUUUCUUCAGACCUGAGAGAGUAGAAAACUCCCGAAAGCUUGUAUUGCAAAUAUUAUGUUUAGUCCAAUUAAAAAAAAAAAAAAAAAUGUACUUGUAUUCUGCUGUACACUGGCUUAUUCAUAUUGGUCCAGAAGACAAGAUGCCAAAUAUCCAAUCUAAUGAUCUAUGUAUGAUACAGUGCUCGCUUAUUCUGUCACACUCAUUAAAUACAUGUUUAGGUUUGGAAUCAACCUAGAGUAAGUAGUGAACUAAUUUAAAAAAAUUAAAAAAUGUAAAAAAAUAAAUAAAAUCCUCUUGGUAGUUCCAUGUACGUUUGCCGCCAUUAUAUAAAUAAAGUACAUGGAACAACCAAGAGGAUACAAAGAGGACUGUGUGUGUAUAUGCUGAAAUGCUGAGGUGGCAUUACAUGUAUGCACUUGCAUUUGUAAAGUAAGUGUCCAUUAUAAUCUCACAAGAACCAUUUCUAUUUCCUUUCAGGGUAUAGAUGAAGGACCAGAAGGGCUCAAGUUGAUUUCUGACAUUAUCCGUGAAAAGAUGGGAAUUGAUGUCAGUGUGCUGAUGGGAGCAAACAUUGCAAAUGAGGUUGCUGCUGAGAAAUUUUGCGAGACCACAAUAGGUAAACUAUCUUCUGAAAGGACCCCCAUUACCUUUCAUGAUAAACCCACUGUCCCCCUCCUCUCCCCCCCCCCCAGUCAUGGCAAACCGGUUUCAAUAAUCUAGCUAUCUUUUAUGUUUAUUGGGAAUAUGUAAAUUUAAGAGAAGACGAUUUAUAACGGACAAGAACAUAGACGUAAAUUAUAUUGUGCAGUGUGCGCUGUGUUUGCGUGAGGGUGCUGUGAGUGUCAGGAAUGCAGUGUACUUGUUUGUGACUGAGGGUGCUGUGAGUGUCGGGUGCUUUGUGUGUGUGUGCGCUGUGUCUGAGUGAUGAGUGCUGUCUUUGAAUGAGGGUGCUGUGAGUGUCAGGGAUGCAGUGAGGGUGCUGUGAGUGUCAGGUGUGCAGUGUGAGUGAAGGUGAUGUGAGUGUCAGGUGUGCAGUGUUAGUGUGUGUAUGAUUAUAUCCCCCCCCCCCCUUCCUUCUUACCUUUAGCCUGGGAGGGGGGGGAUCAUGCUGCUGCUGCCAUCCCUGGUGGUGCUAGUGGUGACUGAACUGGCGGAAAGAAUGGCAGAGGAGAUCCUGUGAUGGUGUGCCCGAUGGCCAGUCUGGGCCUGGAUAUAGGUCUUUUAAAGGAACUCUAUAGCCAUCCAGACCACUUCAUCUCCUUCAAGUCGUUUAAGUACACUGUCACUGUCUCCUUAGCCCUGAGCUGCAAGCAUUUACAUUUCAGAGAAACAAGGAUUUCACAUCUGCCUGGAUGUUUGCAUGCAGUGUGAAUGUUCUUGUACUACUAGAACGAGAAAUAUUUUGGUAUAUUUCACCGCUUAGCAGAAAGCUGCUAUCAUUCAAGAGGUUAGUUCAGCUCAGGAAUGUAAGGAUCUCUGCUUUUUUUUGCCUGCCUAAUAAAGGAUGUCCGUAACCAUUAAACCCGGUAGUUUUAAAAACAUUGUUCUGACUGAAAAAUUAAGCUCCAGGAGGCUUGGAAGAGAUAUUUAAUAUGACAGAUCAAAUUUAAUGAGCACAAUGUAGAUGCUCCCAUUAGCACUAAUUCUACUUUUUCAUGGCACAAACUCAAAAUUGGCAUACAAUAACCAUUGUCUGUUCACCAUCUCUUGCAAUAUUUGUAUUGUGUUGUGCAUCUUAAAGGUUAAAGGUUACUUUUCUCUAUAUUUAAUCUGAAAUGUAUGUGGUGUUUUUUUUGUUUGUUUGUUUGUUUUUUUUGGGGGGGGAGGGGUGGUUUGUGUGACAAGCUUACACUUGGCUUACUCUGUUAUUCUUUAAAGUUGUGUAAAUACAAUCCACUCAACAUUUUUCUCCAAGGAACAUUCUGCACUAUUACAGCUUCCCUGUUACAAAAAAAAAAUAUAUAUUUUUUUAAAUUUGAAAUUGAAAUUUACAGUAGCAUUAAACUAUAUAUCAUCUAGCCAACUGAAUAAAUAGGCUUUUAUAUCAAAUCACUGUAGGUGUUCUAAAGCUCGAGGCAUAGGCAACAUUUUUGUCACAUUUAAUUUCUUUCUAUAAAGUUUUUUUUUUUUUUUUUUUAACAUCUUGAGAUGCGACAAAUAGAAGACAUAAUGUUCUAGAGAUCCAAUUUCAUGCUUUGAAGAUCAGGUAAUAACGUGUCACCUAUUAAAUGUACUUGGUUUAUUAAUAUGUGUGUGUUAUGAUGGUCAUUAAAAACCUCUCUUGAUGGCUGCUGUAUUGGAAAGUACAGUCUUCCGGCUCUUUCCCCACCCCCAAAUCUCCUGAGGCAUGUACAAUGUUUCUGCAUUACAAAGUAAUGCAUGGAACUUGAAUUCUGGUUACAAAUGUACCUCUAGUUUAAAAGACUUCCUUAAAAUCAGGGGUGGGGGAGAGUAUGCACUAACGGUUGCUGUCUUGUUUGCUUUUAUUGAAAUAUGAUAAAAGUAUGUAUGUGUGUGUGUGUGUGUGUGUGUGGGGAGGGGGUCUUUAUAUUUGAAAGAAACCUUUCAUGUAUUGUAUGUGUGUAUAUAUAUUUAAAUUUAUCCUGUACGCUAUUUAAAUAUUGGUGUUUAGGUAUCUUUUGGUGUUAAACUUGUCCACGAAGAUGGUUUGCCAGAGAUAAGAUGUAUAAUUCUUACAUUUACUUCUAUCAGGCACGCGAAUCCUGGAUAAUGGCCUUCUGUUUAAAGAACUCCUGCAGACUCCAAAUUUCCGUAUAACUGUGGUGGAUGAUGCCGAUACUGUGGAACUCUGUGGGGCUUUGAAGGUAAAGACUGGUACUUUUUGUAAUGCCAUUGGUGAAUCAGGGCUUCAUGUACACACGACGUAUUGUGGAUGGCUAACUGUUGAAGAUCCAGUUGUUGAACAACUUCCAAGGAUGUAGAGUUUGACCUGCAUGUUUGACACACAAUAUUAUUCAAAAGUAUAAAUUAUGGGCUUGUCUAAGAUUCACUGGACUUGUAGUGUCUUAAAAAACAUAGAGCUGCAUGUUGGUUAUUACUGAGACUAGAGGUGCAAGUUUCAUACACCUAGUAGCUUUCUAAUAACCCUUGACGUGCUUAGUGACAUGUAGGUUACUACUAUUUAUAUGCUAGAAUAAAACAAAUUCCAGUAAGUGAAUAUGUCCUUCAUAUACAGGGCCGGCAUCAGGGGGAAGUGCUAUAUCCACAUUAAUGUUUUAUUCAGUGGUGUAAUUUUCAAGGACAUGACCUUUUUUUACCUUCACUACUGAGAAAGUUGUGCUCCACAGAUUUAAAGCAACACUAUAGUGUUGUGAAUACAAAGCUGUGUUACUAACACUAUAUGAACCCUCUGCCCCCUCCUCAUCCCUGCCUGGCAGCAAAGAAAGGGUUAAAAGCCUUGUUUUCACUUACCUGAUUCCAGCGCUGAUGUCCCUUGGCACUGGGUCAGGCUCAGUCUCCGCCAACGUCACAGAGAUUCGGGAACCUAAUGCACAUGCGUCCGAGCGUCAAACUCCUUGAAACUGCAGGAAGCGCCUCCAGUGGGUAUCUGGUAGAGGCAGUCUUAACCAGGCCUGUAUUUACCAGAAGGCAAACAAGGCAUUUGCCUGGGGCAGCAAAAAACGCCUCCCCAAGCGCCCAGGCAAAUGCCGAAAUUCCUUGUUUGCCUCAUGUCCUGGGCAGCCCAAGAGCUGGCUGGCUGGCCACCUAAGGUCCCCCCCCAAGGUAUUAAACUUCUAAUAAUUUAACCGGGCAACAAGGGAGCGCUAUCAUCUGCUCUUCUUGCUCAGCUCUCUCGAGCACCCUUCUGUGAUGCCGGUAGCAGGAAUAUGACGUCACUCUGGCACCAGCAUUACUAAGCGGUGCGCAAAGGAGCUGAGCAAGAAGAGCUCAGUUUCUUCAACGUCUCUAUUGAGCGCCUGCAGCCCCAGCCCAGCCUAGCCCAGCCAGCAACCCCAUCAUAGCCUGCAGAGCCAGCCCAGCCAGGAGCCCCAGCAGAGACAGCAAGGAGGCGACACAGCCAGCCCAUCAGCGGUCAGGGACAGCAUCCACCUCAGCUCUCCCAAAAGUAGGGAGGCUAGAUGGAUUUGAAUGGAAAAAAAAUAUUAAUAAUUGGUGAGUGUAUGGGAAUGCGUGUGUGUCCGUGAAUGUUUGUGUCUCUGUGAGUUUGUGUCUGUCACUGGGAGUGUCAUCGUGAGUAAGUUUGUGUAUGUCUGUGAGUGCAUGUGGCUGUCAUUGUGUGUGUGUGUCUGUCUCUCUGUCAGUUUGUCAAAUCAAUGAGGGUGUGCAUCUGUCAGUGUAUGUAUCUGAGAGUUUGUGUCUUUCCGUGAGUGGGUGUAUCAGUGUGUCUGUCAAAGUGUGUGUGUAGGUUAAACUGUGUGUGUGUGUGCCAAUGACUGUGUAUCUGUGAGUGAGUGUAUGUCAGUGCAUGUAUCAAUGAGGGUGUGUGUCUGUCAGUCAAAAAAGUUGCCCUGACACAAAUUGCUGGGGCAAAUUUAGCUUAGGGGUGCCCAAAUUUAGUCAUGCCUAGGGCAGCGCUGUUCCAAAAUACACCACUGGCCUUAACUCUGCAAUGUAUAGGUGCCUCUAGUGUCCACUUAAAGAUGCAUUCCAGGCAUGUAUCAUCUGAUAGUAUGAUACAAAAGCCCAACUCCUCAACUCGCCAUGAAAAAUACACCCAAUCUCUGUCCGUUCACUUGCAUAAGUGGUUUGUGUAGUAUGGUGUUUGUUUGUGUUUUGGGGUGGGGUUUGAGAGGGGUUACACACCUAACACCACUUACUGUUAUUAUUAUGAACUCUCUGGUUUUUAGGUCACUUUAAAAGAAGGGAUAUUCAUAAUGGAAUAUCUCUCAAAAAUACAUAAACCUUAAACUUGCAUAUGCAGAUCACAAAAACACCCCUUUAAAGUAUUAUUUCCCCCUUUUAAAAAAAUUUUUUUGACAAGUGCUGGAGAUCUUCUGUGUUCUACAUUGUUCACACUUCUUAAUGCUGUAUAAUCUCAUAUCCAUUUGUAUGGUGCACAUAUAGAUAAGAAAAAUCCAUGUGCUUGUUAUUGGCACUUGAUAACUGACACUGUGUAUUCAGGCUUAGUAGAGUGAUCUGAUGUUCCCUGUAUAAAUAAAUAUGAAGCACUCUUUUUUAAGAGACAGGCAAUCUGGUUUGUUUUUAGCAGAAUAUUUUGCAUUGAUUUAUUGUUACAAUUUUCAGAUGUUUGCUACGUGCACAGACUGUUAAUGCAAUCAGUGUUUACACUGCUGAGCAGUCGAUGAGUCUUGUUUACUGAAUAAGCGACUGCAGAAUAUUUGCCUUGGUCAGAUGUAGCCUUCAUUAAUAAAAGAGAGGCUAGAUACACUGCGGCAGACAUGCAACCCUGUCAUUUCUACACGUUGCUGUGAUAAUAGAAUACUCACAAAGCUCCAUCUGCCCUGAUUGGGGAAAAAAGAAUAAUAUUGUUUUGUAUUCUGCAAAGGAUUACUGACCAUUACAUUUUCAGAUGUGUACAUGUUUUAACCCCCCCCCCCCCAACAAACUUACAUUUACCCAGUAACUAAAAUAGCCUUUCUCUAUAGAAAAGAAACUGUGAGAUUUUGUUGUGAGGAGAUCCCAUCACACACAGUGAUAUCUCUGCUCUAUGGCUCACUGAUUCAGAGCAGUUGUCCCUUACCCCCUUCCUUUUUAUGGUUAAGUGACAUUUACAAAGUCUGAGUUUGACAAGAUCAUAGGGCUGACUAAUAAUGGUCCAGGGAUCCGAAAACACACGUUUUGAUACAAACUCUUGAGCCACUGGAACUACAUUACAGAUGUAAUAGAGAUGGUUCCCGAUACAACCAGACAUCUGUUGGCACCGUGGGGGAGGAGGGGACAAUCUGCUCCAUAUUUCGAGAUUUGAUGAGCCAAACUCUCUUCUCUUGUACAACAAUGACACUUCCCAGCAGAUGUAUAAAAGAUCUUUUGUGCCUAGUCUCAUGAACCCCCUCAAAGGAACUGAUGCCAAUGUUUUGGAAGCAAUCAAUACCACAAUCUUUGUGGGUGGCCCUGGUCGAGCAAGCUAGGCAUAUGGAUACAGGAGGCCUGCGGGAGAUGGAGUUUUUGUCCUCGGCAGACACAGGCAUAUUCACAACUGGCAGAAAAAUGUUGAUGGGGGGCACAAUAGCAUAUCUAGCAAGAGACCAUGUACUAGAGGCCAGUGUGGCCACACUUCUUCGGGAUGGGGGUUGCCACCUUUCCCAAUGUCCACUCUAUUUCUUCUUUUUCUUUCCUAUUGCUAAUUUUCUUCUAAAAUACCGAUACCUGACCUUUGGCUUGUCUCCCAUUUAUGAAUCUGUGCUGCCUGACCCGAUCUAGUGCCUGGCUCACCUCGCUUUUGCCUCUUCAUUACCUGUACUUUGCUUCGUACAUUCUAAGUUGGUUACUGUGACAACUGUUUAGCCUGCAGGCACAAGCUGUACAUACCAUAACCACUACAUUAAGCUGUAAAGUGGCUCUUGAGAGGAAUAUCAAAAAUGGAGCUAUCCUUUGUUCCUUGCCAAUUACACAAAAUGUACCACAGCAAAACCUGUUGCAGCUAUUAUGCUGACUGAAAUGGACCAAAUCGCCCACCUCGUCUAAUACCAUGAAAAAGAUAUGAGAUAGGGUGGCUUAAUUACCUUUUUAUGUCCAAUAUAGGCUUCGGGCCAACAGGAACUAAAGAGGGGGCCUAAUCCAGUUCCCAGAAUGUCUGUCCAGACGUACUGCAGGUAGCAGUAAGUAGCAACGGCAGUCCCAAUCCCUUCAGGAAAGCAAGAGCUUUCACUGCAUGAUCCAUGUUCAGUACCACACUAUUACAUUCCUCAUCGAUAAGCAAUAUUGUUGUCAUAAAGAAGCUUGAUGACUUGACUUAAAGAGCUCCUCCAUUACAAUGGUAAAAGGUUAAUUUCCUUACUUCCAACGUAUAAGAGGGUGAACUACUAGCUAUCUUCAAAAUGGCAGACUUAUCUCUCAUUUGGGAUAACUGGGCAAUUCCAUCACAGGGGCCUUUUGACAUCCCAAGAGGGUUUGAAAUUUGGAAGAGCCCUUCCACUGGGACAUUAGCAGUAAAUUUACACGGCAGCAUAGUGAUCAAUAGGUGAUUAAUGUAAGAUAGGUUUGCCAGUAUCAUUAGAUGCCUCUUAUUUUAAUACAUUUGCAAUGCCUGCCAUCCACCUGGGCUGCUAUUCUAGAUGAAACAGGGCAAUAUUUGUUCUUGUGAGAGAUUAAAAUCCUUUGCUUAUUUUUCUAUGGUGGUGUGUUGGCCUCCAACGCUGUGCAGUUCAUUCUAUCAAAAUGUUGAAUUAUAUGUACGAGAAACUGUGGAAAGUGUGGUAACAUGGCUUACCUUCCUCUCAACAAUUUAGAGAGAGUGAUGCUGUAGCAUAUUUCUCCAUGUGGGGAUAUUGGCCUUCCUUUUGCUUUGCUAAAUACUGUAUCAGUGAUUAGCUUCCCUUCCACCGAGACAGCUGUGCUGUAUUUCCUUUUUACUUAUACAUUCUCUUUUAUCAUCAUGUUAUCCUACUUGGAUAUGUUCUUGUAUUCAUGCAUAAAAAUCACAAUGAAUAUAUCACUAACACUUAUUAAAUGCCCUUAAGUUGUGCUGGUUCCUGGAGCAUUCAUUUUAAUCUAUUUGUUUUUUAGUUAUAUUUUUUUUUUUUUAGCGGUCUGUUUAUCUCGCUGCUUCCUGUGCUAUAACUUGUUAUAACAUUGCCUUUUGUUAAUGUUAGAAUGCAUUAGAUUGUAAUGCAGCACAAGCGAAUCACAUAUCGCAUGUAUGUCUGAUUUUAGUAAUCCAAGCCAAUUAUCCCUUCAUUCCUGUGCCUAUUUUACGCAACGUGCAAAGUUUAGCCUUUUAAUGCAUAAAGUGCACACUAAAUGUAUGUUGUUUUAUGAACAUACAUUACUUAAGUGAACUGUCUGCCACUCUUACCUUUUAAAAAAACUAGGUAACAACAUACAAUCUGAAAUGCUAUUUUUUUGCACUUACUUUGUUCUAUAGAUACUCAUUAUUUAAAGGGCAUUUUUGUGACUUGUAGCUGUGCUCUGAACACUCAAAUUAUGUUUGCUUCAUUUAAAUGCAGCUUAUGUCUGUCUUUGCUUACCUCCUGUUUUUGAUGCACUCAAAGAUUGCAUGGUUUUUCUUCCUCCUCUAUUUGCAUUGAACAACUCCACCUUAUGCGAAAAUACUAUUUCCUAAUCAAACAUGGCAGCAUUUACUUAUGGGUUAGCUCCUCCCCUUCAGAGCAUAAAGGACAGGAAACAGAACUCUGAAAUUGGUAUAAAUAGAUCCACCCAUCCCCAUCAGGCAGUUUUUUUUUUUGUUUUUUUUUUCUGUUCUUCAAAGCAGUUUGGAAGGAGUCUGCUUAAGCAGGCCUAGAUUAUUGUAAGUUUUAUGCUCAACAGGCCAAUAUUUUUUUAUUUAUUUUUUUAGGCCCUGCCAGGGUUCAGCCUUUAAUCCGUGAAGAUUCACCAAACAGCACAGAUGUAAGAGUAGCCGAUUGGGUACCACUUUUAGUGACCUAACUCUCUCUCUCCCUGAGGGAAUGAAAGUGGUCCACUUGAUACACUCUUUCCCUGAUUACCCAAUAAACCGCACUUCCAUGAGGUGAUCACCAUGUCCGAGGUCUAUUUUUAAACCUUCCCCCACUGGUGAUGAUUAAUUGCAUAUGGAAGCCUAUAGUUUAAACCGUUUAGGCCAAGCAUGUCAAACUCAAAGGCUAACACAGGCCAAAUAAACAAGGUUUAAGUUUAUGUAGGUCGCAAAACAACCCAAAAAUUUCAGUUUUCAUAAUAACGUUGGUUUAUUUAGAAAAGUACAGUUAGAAAAAGCUACCUAACUGACACUGGACGUCUUCACACUCGUAGUGCUUCAAAGUAAAUAAAAGAGCAAAUUUAUUUUAAGGAGGUGUGCAUUUGCAUAUAACCAAUGUUUCGGUCCAACUACCUUGACAUAUUAAGAAAAGUUUGGAAUGGUGAAUGUACGUUGUUGCACAGCUGUAAGAAAACAAAUUAUGGUAUCUUGUUUAUUUUGAAGUCCUAUGAGUGUGUUCUUCACUUUGGUUGAGAUGAUCAAACUUGAUCAUCUCAGCCAAUCCAAUGCUUUGGAAGGUUAUUGUGCAUGUGUGGCAAAAAGCUGCGCGGCAUAUCAGCAUCUUCAUGCGGAGCAUUCAGUAAUUAGUACAUUAGUAAUUUAGAUUAAAGAUUAGUAUAAGUACCUGGGUUUCAUCCCAGUUGCUUACAUUGUGCUUCCUUCUAACAAACUGGUCACAUUCAGGAGGUUUUUGGUAAGGAGGAACUUUGUCUCUGUUUCUCCUCCACUUCACUUUCUGAAACUCAAGGCAAAGUCCUAGAGUCAAUCCCAACAGCUGUCACAAGUGAAGGUUGCAAGGAAUUGGCUGUAUCUAUGGAGGAUCCUUCGGUCUUGCUUUUUAACCCUUUAAAGUUAAGCAGAUUUGCUGCAUGAAAAAAAAAAUCCAACCUCUGUCCACAUUUUUGUAGUUCUCUUUUUUAACUCCUGCUUCGAAAAAGCCUUCUUUUAAGCAACUCCAAUAUUCUAAUUCUUCUUCCUUCUAUAACAAGUCUGCUUUUUAAACCUGGAACUAUAAUGCACUGCCUGGGAAAAGUAAUCUACCCACCCCAUAGCAUAGUAAAUAUUAAAAACCAAUUUGCUGCAUCUUCUUUCAUUGUGGAUUUAUUAAAGGUUGUAUGUUCAAGCUUGUCCUCAUUAACUGUUGAAGCUUGUUAAUAUAUUUUUUUUUAUGGUCCUUUUAAAUGUACGCUGUCAAUAAACAUUCAAACAGACACUCUAUAAAACAUUAAAACUGAAAAGGUAAUUAUUCUCCAGACACUGAACACAACUUCUGUAUUUUUGGACUAUGGGAAGUACAUAUGAACAGCUCAAGACAGUAAUUUUAUAUUAUACAUCAGAGAUCUUUGUGAUUUCUGAUUAAGUGGAAAGUACCCAUUUUUUUUCAACUGAAUUUCAUAUUGAUUUAGUAAUGUCUCUGGUUAAAAUUGAUUUUGAUAUGCCCAUAUUGUCAUUUUUAAAGUCUGUUUUUUUUUUAAUUCUAUAUUGAUAUGAUCUUAUCUGAGCGUUUAUUUUCAAAAGUGUCCUUCACAAACCUGUGUAUUUAAAGUGAACCUGUCAUGGAUAACCCAAAUUAUCUUGUAAUGAAAGGGCAUAAGUCACCCGUACACUUUGCUAGAAAAAUUUCUUCAGAUACACCAGAUUGUGCUCAUUGAUUCAUUUCCCCGGGCUUUGCACCCCUGUUUCUUAUUUUCAACAGUUGCCCCAGAUAUAUAUAUUUUUUUUCAAACAUUUCCCGAGAAGGCUUCCUCAUAUCCAUGGUGUCCUGCAAUAGCUGUCACUUAUGAGAGCUACAUUUUGGGGAAUUCAGGCAAAAAAACACACAAUAUUUAGUCUUUGUCAGGUUGCUGGGUUAUUAGCCACUAAAGCUUCAUGUAUCACUGUUUUGAGAAGUAAGGGGAGGAUUCCUAGAGGCCACAAACCUCCUUACUAAACAUGAAAUCCAGGGUUCACCUAACCUAGGGAAACUAGGAAAGAUAAAUUACUAACAAAAAGCACCAAUAACACACCACAGUGUAUCACACUACAAAGAUGUACUUAAAAUGACCUAAUCGGCAGGAUUCCUUAUGGUACUGGUGAAUAUCUAAGGAAAAGUAUAUGAAAAGCUCAUAGUGUUGGGGACACUUACUAUAGACACUUCUUGUUUGUUUGUUUGUUUUUUACAGUAGGAAGGAUAGUACACAACAAACUGGGGACUGAAUGUCCUUAUAUAGUGGGAUUAAAGUCGCAGUACUAUUAUUAUGUACCUAAUCCAAACAGUGUUUUUUUUUUUUUUUUCUAAAAAUAAUCCAAAUAAAACCUUGAAAGCUAGAUGGUGUUUACAGAUGUGGAAUACAUUUCUCUAUAUUGGCUGAUACUUUGAUGUUGUUUGUUCCUUCAGCAAAGUGUAGCAAUUUGAUUUAUGCGUUUGAGGAGGGGAAAAACAGUAUAUUAUUUUUUCUUUUGAUCAAGAGAGCUAUGUGGAUGAUUGACCUCUUUCUACUCGCCUUUUAUUUUACUUCUUUUGUAAACAUAUCUUCCUCUCCUCGAGCUAAACAUCAAUGUUGUGUUUUUGUUAAGGAUAACAUGCCAUUCUUCCAGGGGAACGGGGACAUUAUAGUAAAUGCAUACUGCUUAUACAUAGUGUUCGAUUAUUCCAGUGUACAAUGAGGUAUACAAUCUUCGUAGCCACUGUCAACCUUUGUGCGACAUCUAAUUGAAUUUCCAUCAAUGCUUGAUCUUUUGCUCUUUCUAUACAGAACAUAGUGGCUGUCGGUGCUGGGUUCUGUGAUGGUCUGAAUUGUGGAGACAAUACUAAGGCUGCAGUUAUCCGUCUUGGUCUUAUGGAGAUGAUUGCUUUUGCCAAAGUCUUCUGUAAGGGCCAAGUAUCUACAUCCACAUUCUUGGAGAGCUGCGGCGUUGCCGAUCUCAUCACUACUUGCUACGGAGGGCGUAAUCGAAAAGUGUCUGAGGCCUUUGUCAAAACCGGGAAGGUAUGUUUUUAUGAUCUAUACCAAAUUUAAUUAAUUAAUACUACCAAAGAAAUACAAUAUAGAGAAAAUCACACUGUUUAUUUUGAGUCAAGCCACAAAUUAAAAUAUAGAAUUUUUGUUUGUAAAAUCCUUUUAUCGUGACAGCAGUACUGCAGUAUUUGGAGGGAAAAAGAAUACAAUGACAAUUGUGUAGCCCUAUGAAGUAUCAAAAAGUACAUUAAUAUGAGAUACAUUGACAUGGUUUGUCAUCCUAGCUAACUCUCUAAAUAAAUAAAUGACUUACCAGCCUUUGCUUCUGAACUGAACCAAAGAGACACAUAAAGUUCUAUAAUUCCUGUGUUGUUCUCCGUGAGACAAACUGUGCGAUGCUGAAAUAUUUUUGGGGCAGGAUAACUGCUAGAACUCACCAUAUAUGUAGUCUUGUGGUAGGGGAGGCUUUUAGAAUUAAGAUGUUUUAAACUAUGCGUUUGCUAGUUUAAAUAUACACUGCUCAAAAAAAUAAAUAAAGGGAACACUUAAACAACACAGUGUAACUCCAAGUCAAUCACACUUCUGUGAAAUCAAACUGUCCACUUAGGAAGCAACACUUAGUGACAAUCAAUUUCACAUACUGUUGUGCAAAUGGGAUAGACAACAGGUAGAAAUUAUAGGCAAUUAGCAAGACACCCACAAUAAAGGAGUGGUUCUGUAGGUGGUGACCACAGAUCACUUCUCAGUUCCUAUGCUUCCUGGCUGAUGUUUUGGUCACUUUUGAAUGCUGGUGGUGCUUUCACUCUAGUGGUAGCAUGAGACUGAGUCUACAACCCACACAAGUGGCUCAGGUAGUGCAGCUUAUCCAGGAUGGCACAUCAAUGCGAGCUGUGGCAAGAAGGUUUGCUGUGUCCAGAGCAUGGAGGCGCUACCAGGAGACAGGCCAAUACAUCAGGAGACGUGGAGGAGGCCGUAGGAGGGCAACAACCCAGCAGCAGAACCGUUACCUCUGCCUUUGUGCAAGGAGGAACAGGAGGAGCCCUGCAAAAUGACCUCCAGCAAGCCACAAAUGCGCAUGUGUCUGCUCAAACGGUCAGAAACAGACUCCAUGAGGGUGGUAUGAGGGCCCAACGUCCACAGGUGGGGGUUGUGCUUACAGCCCAACACCGUGCAGGACGUUUGGCAUUUGCCAGAGAACACCAAGAUUGUCAAAUUCGCCACUGGCGCCCUGUGCUCUUCACAGAUGAAAGCAGGUUCACACUGAGCACAUGUGACAGAGUCUGGAGACGCCGUGGAGAACGUUCUGCUGCCUGCAACAUCCUCCAGCAUGACCGGUUUGGCAGUGGGUCAGUAAUGGUGUGGGGUGGCAUUUCUUUUGGGGGCCGCACUGCCCUCCAUGUGCUCGUCAGUGGUAGCCUGACUGCCAUUAGGUAACGAGAUGAGAACUUCAGACCACUUGUGAGACCAUAUACUGGUGCGGUUGGCCCUGGGUUCCUCACAAUGCUAGACCUCGUGUGGCUGGAGUGUGUCAGCAGUUCCUGCAAGACGAAGGCAUUGAUGCUAUGGACUGGCCCGCCCAUUCCCCAGACCUGAAUCCAAUUUAGCACAUCCGGGACAUCAUGUCUCGCUCCAUCCACCAACGUCACGUUGCACCACAGACUAUCCAGGAGUUGGCAGAUGCUUUAGUCCAGGUCUGGGAGGAGAUCCCUCAGGAGACCAUCCGCCACCUCAUCAGGAGCAUGCACAGGCAUCGUAGGGAGGUCAUACAGGCACGUGGAGGCCACACACACUACUGAGCCUCAUUUUGACUUGUUUUAAGGACAUUACAUCAAAGUUGGAUCAGCCUGUAGUGUGUUUUUCCAUUUUAAUUUUGAGUGUGACUCCAAUUCCAGACCUCCAUGGGUUGAAAAAUCUGAUUUCCAUUUUUUUAUUUUUGUGUGACUUUGUUGUCAGCACAUUCAACUAUGUAAAGAACAAAGUAUUUCAGAAUAAUAAUUAAUUCAUUCAGAUCUAGGAUGUGUUAUUUUUGUGUUCCCUUUAUUUUUUUGAGCAGUGUAUAUAGGUUUGUACUGUAUAUGGCACUUGUCUGAAAUUGUAGUGCUUUUCUUCAUAGUCGUACUUCACUCAAGAAUUACCAAACCCUGCAGCUUACCAUAGCCUUGAAAUCCGCACUUGCUGAAUGACCCAUUUCAAAACUUUUUUAUUUUUUUUUUAUUUGUUUUUUAAUAGCCAUUCCUUUCAACAACUUGGACAGUUGUCCUAACUAAAGUUGCUUAUAUAAUAAAGAGGGCCCAGUGUACUCCAAAUAAUAAAAAGUAAUACUUUAGUUUAUAUUGAUAUUCCCUAUUAUUAGUAGUGGUAGUAUUUAUAUAGCGCCAACUUAUUCCACAAGCAUUACAAUAUUAUGGAAAGGAGAAAUUUAACAAUAAGAGGGACAAUUACAAAAUGAUACAGGAACAAAAGGUAGAUGAGGGCACUGCUCAGUCAAGUUUACUGUUCUCAGCAGUCCAAUAUCUUGAGAAGCCAGGCUAGGAAAAACUUUCAAGCAUGUCAACUAAAUCAAAACUUAAAGAUAACAUUUUGUCUGAGGAGCCUUUAUCAAGGAGAACUGCUGCCCCCUUGGUCAUGUUUUCUGGAGUAGAAAAUGCUGUGGAAUGAAGAUUCAACACCACCACCACUUUUAUGAACCCCUUGAAAAUAGUUUUGGUUAGAAACUCUCUACAUAUCGCAGUUCUGGUGUUUUACUUUGUUAUCUCUUUGUGUAAUAUUCUCUGAACAUCUUUCUUUCUGUUCUGUCAAAUAUUGAAAAACUUUUUAGUUCAUGUCUAUUUCUCCCAUGUAGUCUGUUAGUUUGGUUUCAGGUCCAUUUUAAUUUUUUAUUUUUCUUGUUUUUGGGGUGUCUAGAGUAUUGCAGAACUGGAAAAGGAAAUGCUUAAUGGGCAGAAACUUCAGGGACCUCAGACCUCUGCAGAAGUUUAUCGCAUCCUGCAACAGAAAGCCAUGGUUGAUAAGUAAGUGUUAGUCCUUUGUCUCAGGAAGCCUAUGUCUAAGGAUGUCUUGGUUUACUGAAAGCAAGUCUAUAUAGAAUAAGAUUUCUAUACUAAGGCCUACCUAGAGUGAAAUGAUAAAAACAUUAUUAAGAGAAAGAAGGCAAAACUCCAAUUUAAAGCAAAUACAAAAUGUUACUUCAUUUUAGCAUAUCAUUUAUUUUAAAAAUAUAUAUUUUUAUUAGGGUGUCCGUAGCAUCAUCACGAAGUAAAAAUUAAAGACUUGUAGGUCCCAUAAUAAGUCUUAAGAGGAAACAAAACAUAGGGAAAAAAACAACGGUGCAGUAUAGUCUUAACUUCAAGGAUGAAUCCAUUACACCAAGAAUGCUCACCUUAUAAAGAGCCCAAUGAACAGAUCUGAGCCAAUUCUAUAUAGGCUCUACCAUAUGUGAAUGUAACAUAACACCAUUUUGUAUAUUCAUCACUUUUUUUUUCUAUUCUUUAUUUUAAUUCUGCAAGUGGUUGACAUACAUGCUUGGUACGCCACGACAGCUGUAUCAAGCUGAAUAAAAACAGCCAAAAUAUAUCUGUAGCAGGGCAUAUGUAAAAACCUUUUUUAUAUUGGAAUUACAGGCUAGGAAUGGUAGCGUGUUAAUAGAUGUCAGUAGGCAAGUAAAAUAUGUUGGUGUAGUAAGCAGGCUAAACUGACUGGAUUAGCAAUAAUAAUCUGUUAACAGACAGGAAUGUACACGGCUACAUAUUCACAAGCAGUAUAGGAGGAUAGAUUUGUGUGAAAGAUGUAGAGUGUGAAACAGAGUAUAUAGUACGUAGUAUGUUAAUCUGUGACGUGUGAGAGUUACUGCCUGAGUGGUAUGUACGUUAAGAGAGUUAGCACAAUGCUAUGCUUGUCUAUCUAGGGUGAGCAUGCUAAACCUAACCUAUAAAUAAAUGAAAAUGGGCUGGAAGACAGUAGCGAGCGUUGGGCAACGUGGGACAGGGUGUGGCCUGCAGACGAGCCUUCUUUUUUCCCGGCUUCUUUGGUCUGGGAGCUGAUCAAGUGCUUUGUGGCCUGCCAGCAUCGUGGCACAGACGGCUGGGAGGCGAGGUCCGCCACUUGUCUGUCUUCUACCGCUUUUCCCUUCGUCAUAGAUGUGUUCCAAAUAUGAACACAGCAGAAACGCGACGCAAGGACGCGUUCUGACGUCAAAAAAAGGAGACGGAAGUCGGCAAAAGACACCGGGUGAUAUGACUUGAAGGCCAUUAAAUCCUUAUAAAAGACCGGACAACUAAGAAGAUCACAAGCAACUGAGGAAGCCUAUGAGAAAGGCAAAAGGCGUCUUGCAGUACCAGAAACGGACUUUACCUCUAUUUUAUUUGUUUGAUUUAUUUGUUUUAAAUAAAGUAUUUCUUGCACUCUACUUGGCGUCCAGUGGAUCUGUAAGGUGGACCGGAGGACCUGAAACCAACGGUGCACAAGAAGGGAGUGGGAUCCCCACUAAUAUUCCAACAUGCCUACGUAUUAAACCUAAAUUAUACUGGCUCCAUUCUUGAGAGUACAAGAUCACAGAUUUCCUUAACUCAUAUUUUUAUAUUUGACAAUAUUGCACUAGGAUUUGGUUAUCCCUUUUUGUCUUUUCAGUUCAAACUGCUACAUAUUCCUGUAUUAUUCAAACCAUUUACCUAAGAACCUAGAAACUCCGCCUAUUGUUUGUAUGUAUGUAUGUAUGUAUGUAUGCAUAGGUUUUACAUUUCAUGUGGUUAGGGAGGAUACCACACAGGUGUUUAGUUUGUUGGGAUUCUUUCAGUUAUACACCAGGACUCUGUGUAUAUUUUUUGUUACAUUAGUUUUAUCAAAACUUUGGCUAAAGCUAUGGAUUUUAUUCAGUUAUAGUCCUGAAGUGUAGAUCCUGGAAGGACAGCCACUACCAAGUGUCUCUAUGCAACAACUUUUUAGAAGGUACAGUACGGUCCUACAGGACCAGCUUGCCACUCAUCAUUUUGCAACAUUCCUAAAAUAAUAAAGUCUUACCCUGUGCUUGUCUUGCAGGUUUCCACUUUUUACUGCUGUGUAUCGAAUCUGUUAUGAAGGAAUACCUGUGGAAGAAUUCAUUUCCUGUCUACAGAGCCACCCAGAACAUAUGUAGAACUAUAUAUCGGCGGGCCUUCCUGUAAUGUCAUUGUGUCCUGAGACCAUGCAAAAGCUGGGAGAGUUAUCUCUUAUCAACGCACAGAAUUUCUAGAGACCAUCUUUACUGCAAAUGUUGUAAACAAUUUGGUGGCUGGCUUAGUGUCUUUAACCCUGUGGAAAUCAUCGAUUUUGGUGAACAGAUAUAAGAAUAUAUUGGAAACGUACAGAUCAGUUAAGGAUAGCAUUUUAAAUAGUAUUUCAUAACUUGAAUAAUCCUGAGGAAUACCAUGACUGAAACCCUCCAUACGCAUUGAGCAACUAUUGUUCCUAUGCAAACCAUGGUGGUUUUAUGAGAGAUAGAUAUAGAUAUAGAUAUAUAUAUAUAUAUAUAUAUAUAUAUAUAUAUAUAUAUAUAUAUAUA